ACAUUCUCUAGACCAAGCUAGCCUUCGACGUCGAUUAGAGCCCAUUACUGACUGCCAAACGACCAGUUCGAUCUCCGUCAUCCAUCUUUCCCGCUCUCUCGUCUUCGUGUCACCACGCCGUCGCUAAUUACCAUUGGCCUAGCCACUUGUGAUAGCAAGUACUCACCCAGGAUGCGCCAUUGCGCUCCUCUCUGUCGACCGUUCCAGCAGCUUCUGUACUCGUUACAAGCUAAACGUCGGCAUGAAUUCUGCCGCGAGUUCGCCGGUGCAGUGGAAGCGAGCGCUAGAUCCGCGAGAGCAGCGCAAUCUGCGGCGGUAAGAGCGGCGGGAAUUGUUCAAAAAAAUCAAAAACAUGCGCCAGCACGAGCUGACCACCCGUCGCAGCAGGAAGAUUUCGAGGUGUUCAGUUUCUCGCCAUCCCAGUAUGGGGGGACUAGCCCUAGAGCCUUCAGUAUCGCGUCGCUCGUGCGGCAGCGGAACGGGGAAGCAGCCCGAUCCGAUCACCCGAGAUUACCGACACCCUGCCGAAGCUCCGACCUGUCUGUUCCCAGCCUCGAUACGAGCAGACUCGCUUCUAGCGCCCUUCUAGACACAGCGAGCUUGGAUGCAGCUUCCGCCUCCCCAGCCCCUCAGAUCCGCUCCGCCUUCGUUCCUUCCCCGCAUCCGACUGCGCCGCACCCCCACUCCCCCUUCCCCUCUCACUCCCACUCCCACUCCCUCUCCCACUCCCACUCCCUCUCCCACUCCCACUCCCUCUCCCACUCCCACUCCCUCUCCCACUCCCACUCCCUCUCCCUCUCCCUCUCCCACUCCCACUCCCUCCUUGCGUCUCACUCUCCUGCACGGCGAAGCAUCAACUCACACCCCCUCCCCCUGUCGCUCUCGCAUUCGCACCCGCGCAACGGAAACGCCCUUUUCCUUGAUGCCCUUGUGCGCUCGUCCGUGCGGUUAAGGGACAGAUCUCAGCAGGAGGAGGCGGCGGCGUGCCGCCCGCCAAUCAGAGCUGAGCUUGCGACGCUCCUGCCGUGCGGCGCGGGAGGAGGGAACAGACUAGAGGGCGGCGAGGAAGGGCCUGCUUUCAGCGGGUUUAUGAGGGGGUUUAGGAAUCCCGCCAUUCCGCCCGCCAUCUCUCCGUCCGCCGUCUCUCCUGCCGACGACUCUCCUUCCGCCAUCGCUGCCAAUCCUCGCGCUCACACACCGCCGCCGGCCUCCUCUCCGCGCGGCGCCGCCGCCGCCGCUGCCGCGGCUGCCGCUGUGGGCCUUCCAUAUGCGGAUCGAUUUUCGAGGCGUGUGGAAACUGCCGACCUCACCUGUGCGCAUCGCGAGCGUUGCGUGCGGAGCAACAGCAACAGCACCCCCGCGCGAUCUCCUCCUUCUCUCCGUGCCAUAGAGCCAGUCAAACCGUCGACCGUCGUACCGUCGACCGACGCGUGCACUCACAGAUGGGAUGGGCGAGCCUUGCACGACGGCGCACUGUGGGGACUCACCCCCACGCGCGUUGCUGCUGCUGCGGCUGCUGCUGGCAAUGCUGCUGCUGCUGCUGCUGCCGCUGCAGCUGCUGCUGUGGCUGCUGCAACUUCUCUUGGCAGUGCUGGUUCUGGUUCUAGAUUCGGGCAUGGCUCCCGCGCGAGCAGCAGCAGCAGCAGCCAGACUGGCGGCGGCGGCGGUGGAGGAGGGUUCCUGGGAUUCUCGUCGCCUUCCAAGAAGUUUCACGAGAAGCGCGUCAUUGGGUACUCACCAGAGCAGCUGUUCGACGUGGUGGCAGGGGUCGAACGAUACUCCGAGUUCCUGCCGUGGUGCGUGGGGUCGCAGGUGCUGCGGCGGGGGCACGAGAGAAUGGAGGCGGAGCUCGAGAUCGGCUUUCAGAUGCUGAGGGAGAAGUACCUCUCGCACGUCACCUACAAGCGCCCGCUCUUCGUGGUGGCGCGAUCCACCGACACCAACCUGUUCCAGCACCUCACCAACCACUGGGAGUUCUCUCCUGGCCGCGUCCCGGGCUCCUGCCUGCUCUCCUUCUCCGUUGACUUCCAGUUCCGCUCCCUGCUCUACACGCAGUUUCUGGACCUUUUUUUUGACGAGGUGGUGAGCAGCCUUGUUAAUUCCUUUGAGCAGAGGUGCGAGGAGAUUUAUGGCCCAAGCAGGGUGGUGAUGACCAACUGAUGCAUGUGUUAGAUGGUGCCACAGCCAGCACCAAACCCUGAAUUAUCAUGGCAUGGCAUAGGGAUGAAAUGAGAGUUUGUUGUACGCCGAGUGGUUGAAGUGGACCGGUGAAAGUGGGAGAUGAAGGGCCUUUGUUUUAGCAUUUGAAGGAUAAUAACGAGUCACUGCAUUG
This is a messenger RNA of Closterium sp. NIES-67, 2332 nucleotides long. Lineage: Eukaryota; Viridiplantae; Streptophyta; Zygnematophyceae; Desmidiales; Closteriaceae. The record is from the annotation of a GenBank genome assembly.